Molecule: messenger RNA, 2102 nt
Organism: Drosophila novamexicana
Lineage: Eukaryota; Metazoa; Arthropoda; Insecta; Diptera; Drosophilidae
Product: putative OPA3-like protein CG13603
Exons: 6
Coding region: 1332-2087 (251 amino acids)
Biological process (GO): regulation of lipid metabolic process
Cellular component (GO): mitochondrion
Source: RefSeq, a predicted model, not a curated record
GAUUGUUCAGAUUUUUCAGUCACAAAUUUAAAUAACAUUGAAAAUUUAAAAGUUUUACAAUGGUGAGCUUUCCCCUCAUAAAACUGGGCGCAUUAGCUGUCAGGCAAAUAACUAAACCCAUUGGCAAGAUCAUCAAGAAAACUGCCAAAUCUAAUCAAACAUUUAAUACAUAUCUAGUCAGUACACCCGCCCAAAUCUACCAUUGGAUUGGGGUAAGAGCGAAAAUGCGUAUGCUAGGCAUGAAGCAACCAAAGUUUGUUCCACCAUUGAACAAAACAAUGGCUAUUGAAACAGGAAGUAAUCUACUCGGCGAGAUAAUCGUGUUUUCAAUAUGUGUAAGCUUGUUGUGCUUGGAAGUUUCGCGACAAGCCCGGAAUGAGAAGUCAAAGCAAGACAACCACCGGGACCAGAAAGAAAAACUGAAAAACGAGAUAGAAUUAUUAAAUGAUCGAGUUGUGAGCCAGACUUAUGAAAUUAAAAAUCUUAAAGCCAAGCUCAGGCAAUUAGGUGUUACUCCUUGUUAAAUAAAGAGCGUGGGUAUUACAAAAAGGGAUUCGGUGUGCAAUAACAUACAUAUUUUGUUCUGAUUUAAUCAAAUAAUUUUGCGCCUUUUGUCAAACACGAUAACUCUGUAUUUAAAAGCCGUUCCAUAAAUUUCUGUUUACAAAAUGGCCAUCGGUGCAUUUCCUCUUGGAAAAAUUGCCAUUCUGGGCAUAAGGCAAAUCACGAAGCCAGUUAGCGCAGCUCUGAAGACCUUUGCGGUAAACAAUUCAAUAUUUAGGAAGUACUUGUGCGCGCCGGCCGGACAAUUAAUAUAUUGUUUCGAAGCUAGAUGCAAGAUGCACAUGUUGGGACUUCCCCAACCCAAGCGGAUCCCUCGACUAACGGAAAAAAUGGCCACAGAUUUGGGAGCAAACUUACUAAGCGAAGUUUUUACACUGGGCUUAGGAAUAUAUCUAAUAUAUUUUGAAGUUUCCCGGCAAGCAACAAAUGAUCAGAACAAAAAUGAUAUACAUAAGCAAAAACAAGAGGAACUAAAUAGGCAAAUAUCUUCAUUAAAAAAUCUGCUCGACUGGCAGGAAAAAGAAAUUAAAAUAAUGCAUCAGCAUUUAGACGAAUACUACAGAGAGAAUAAUUAGCGUUUUAAAAAUGUUAACUUUAAUGUUGUUUGUUUAACUCGUAAAUAUUUUUCAUAUCGUCUAUCGACUAUCGGUUAUCGGACAACACGCCGCUUCGAAUACAAAACAGCUGUUCCAUCGCUUUCCUAUUUGCCAGCCCUAGUCGCUUUCGUUUUCCGUGCUGAGAUUUUGUAAUACAAAACACCGUAAGAAAUGGUUAUUGGAGUAUUUCCAGCCGCCAAACUUGGCGUGUUGGCAGUCAAACAAAUUAGCAAACCCAUUGCGAAUGUGUUAAAAUCCAAUGCAAAAUCAAGUCCAUUUUUUAGGAAAUACAUAUGCAUGCCGCCGGCUCAGUUUUACAAUUGGGUGGAGGUGAAGACCAAGAUGUGGGCGCUGAAUCUUGGCCGGCCCGUCACUGUGCCACCGUUGACCGAAGCCAUGGCCAUUGAGCUGGGGGCUAAUCUGCUCGGAGAGUUUAUUAUCUUUGCCAUUGGCGCCGGUUUGCUGAUAUUUGAGUACUCGCGCCAAACCAUCAAGGAGAACAAGAAAAAUGAGGCUUUCCAAAUGGAAAAGAUGCAGCUGACCAAUACGCUGACUGAAAUUAACUUCCGAUUGGAACGUCAGGAUGCGCAAAUACGAGAAAUGACGCGCGUUCUGGCUGAAUUGGAUUCACGUAACAUCUUCCGAUGGCAUAAGGAGCCACUGCCGGAGUACGUGCCCUUUGACCCAAAUACUCCAGAUCAGAGCGCCAGCGCAAGAAAUCCUAAAACAUACGAGGGUUUCUAUGAUCCCACCGGCGGCAUGGCAUUCCGUGCCCUUAACUUUCUACAAACGCAAAUCUUUAUUGAUGGACGCGAUCGAAAGGGCAAGCAGGCGCUCCAGCAGAUAGAUGAGGUGGCCGCCCAGCUGGAAAAAUCACUUGAAGAGGCUGUAAGCAAUGCAGAAGUGCCAGUGAAAUUAUUGCAAUGACGAACUCUGGAAGUG